AUGGCCGAGUUUGGCAAACACUCAGCGUUUGAUCCGGCCAGGGGUGCUAGAACAUUGAAUCAACAACACCAAGAAAUUGGUGUUGUCGAAACCGGGCUCUGGAUAUCAGCACGAACCUCUUUUCCGUACAAAACUACAGUAAGUUCAACUACUCCUGCAUUUCGAUGCUAGUGUGGAAAUAUACUAAUCACAGAUGUAUUGAUUUUAUGAUUAUACUAAGCAUUAUCGAGUCAGUUAUAUUUGCGUUCGGUUUGGAAGAAAACCGUAUAUGUAUUCUGAUCCAGUUGCUUACGUAGAUUCAGAAUCCGGCGUCUGUUUUCAGGUGCAAAGUGUAGUUCUCGAGAAAUAGAGGGGAAACUGGCUUUACACGGAAAUUAACGACUUUUAUUGCUUCCUCUCUUUUUUUUUCCGUUCGGAAUAUAUAUGUUUUUCUUUCCACUUUCUCGUAUUAGUCACAUCUUGGAGCCUAUCUAACUUAGAUAGACUCCAGGAUGUGACUAUCGAAGAAUUGUAAAAGAGAUGUGCCUAAAAAGACUUGUGACAUUUUUGUUUCUUUCUCAGCAUGGCUACACAUUUUUUUGGAUUAAAAGGUAAGGCGCCGCUAAUUCAAAAGAUUUGCAAGUUCUUAUUUUUCACUUAAAACUAUAUCAUUCGAUGCAAAAUUUCACGGUGAUUACGAAUAUCACCUUUUGAAUUGAUUUU
Didymodactylos carnosus is the source of this 702-nucleotide messenger RNA. Lineage: Eukaryota; Metazoa; Rotifera; Eurotatoria; Philodinida; Philodinidae. The record is from the annotation of a GenBank genome assembly.